This is a messenger RNA of Penaeus monodon (black tiger shrimp), 1700 nucleotides long. RefSeq names its product beta-1,4-glucuronyltransferase 1-like. Lineage: Eukaryota; Metazoa; Arthropoda; Malacostraca; Decapoda; Penaeidae. The transcript has 5 exons. The record is from RefSeq and is a predicted model, not a curated record. Gene Ontology annotation, molecular function: glucuronosyltransferase activity. The coding region runs from base 16 to 1527 and encodes 503 amino acids.
CCAUGAGAGUCCCUCAUGGCGAGUCUCAAGGCAGGCCCUCGGCCCAUCUCUAAUGAGCAGCAAUGCACGGGCCUGCACACUACACCAGGGUAUACUCCCAUGGUAAUGACGAAGAAAUUCCUGGUUCUGAACAUGGCCAUCGUUCUGGUCAACGCCGCCAUCGGCCUCUUUAUCAACAUGGCCAUAUUUUCUGGCCCCGUCGGCGUCCGGGAGCGCUUUGUCGUCCUGCCUGAGGAUGUUGCACCGAACGAAGCACCGAUCCUGGAAUACGCCACAGAGGACCCGACAGCGAACGGCACAGAGCCAAGGGACGCCAUCGGGUGCCAGAAAUCCCCUGAAUCCCGCUUCGCUUCCUUUGACUCGAGUCGCGGCUUCGUGGACAAGUCUCGAAUGUUCAAGACUCAUCCGUUCUUCAUUCCGGGAGACCGUUGGGAGAACACCACUUCGUCCUGGAAGGUGUGCAUGUCCCUCCAGACGUCGGUGGACCUCCUCUUCUGGCUGAGCAGGCAGGUGGAGAUGUGGACGGGCCCGAUCUCCGUCGCGGUCUUCACCCCUGACGCGGAUUACACCGUCGCGCUAAGAAUGAUCAAGUACCUUAAGACGUGUAACCCCGAGGGCAUGAGCAGCGUAAGCUUCCACGUGGCGUACCCGAAGAAUCACCCGCCGAGGUACAUACGCGAGGAGGACGACGUUGUGAAGGAGUACAACUGCGACGCUCCGGAGACGGUUAACAAGGAGCUGCUGCGAGAACUGCGAUCGGAAGAGCUGCAGCGGAUGAUCCAGAACUCACGCUACCCCCAAAACCUCCUGAGGAACGUCGCCAGAGAGGGGUGUCCCAGCGACUUCGCCUUCACUCCGGACAUCGACAUGAUCCCCAUCUCCCGCAUGGCUGACGACCUCAACGCGUUCCUGGCCACGAGCGGGGAGGCGCAGUGCAACAAGUGUGCCUUUGUCAUCCCUACUUACGAAAUACACACAGCAGUCACCACCAACCCGAAGGACAAAGUCGAACUCCGUAAGCUGAUCAUUGAGAAACGAGCCCAGAGGUUCCACAUCAAGUCUUUCGCUCCUAAUCAAGCCAAUUCUAACCUCGGCAAGUGGGAGAGGACAGCAAUAACACCCAAAUUACAAGUGCUCUACAACAUUACCACGUGGAGGAGCUACUGGGAGCCUAUUUACGUUACGAAGGCGAACGUGCCUUCCUUCGACGAGCGUUUCGUGGGUUACGGCUUCACCAGGAACACCCAGGUAUAUGAGAUGCACGUAGCAGAUUACACGUGGCACAUGCUAAGUAACGUGUUUCUGUGCCACCGUGGAUUCCAGACCGUCAAGACACACAGUAAAGUCAGAAGAGCGCAGAUCAGAGAGAAUGGCAAAAAGUAUCAGGCUUUCCGAAUGGAGCUGUACGCUAGGUAUGGCAAAGAAGCGGCCAACUACGAACCCAAGAAAAAAGCAGGCAAUAAAACGAAAGCAGACAAAAAUAAGAAAAACGUCAUCAAAAUGAAAACAAAAAAACAGACGAAAUGAAAAGGAACUGAAGUAAAUAAAAGUGUGAGUAUAAAAAGAAAAAAAAAUGACGCUGGGAGGAAGAGAAAGUGAAUAACGGUGAAAAUAUUUUUUUUAGAAAUGUAAGUAAAAGUGAAGCAAAUAGCAAUGCGAACGGUUAUUUAAAAACUAAUAAUAAUAAAAUAAUUAUCAUA